Molecule: messenger RNA, 10707 nt
Organism: Cricetulus griseus (Chinese hamster)
Lineage: Eukaryota; Metazoa; Chordata; Mammalia; Rodentia; Cricetidae
Source: RefSeq, a predicted model, not a curated record
AUGAGGCGUGCAGAUGUUGGGAGAGGGCGGGCGCAGCCGCGGGGAUGCCACUUCCCGUCCAGCCAUCUUAGGCGUUGUGUCUUCUCUGGAGAGAGCCCCGCAGGUUGUCCCCCCGGUGUCUGUGUGUCAUCCACUGAUUGCAGGAGCCGCCGGAGAACACCAGGACACCCGGUGACUGGAAAGGAGUCAGUAACCUUUGAGGAUGUGGCUGUGAACUUCUCUCUGGAGGAGUGGGCUAUGCUGAAUCCAUCCCAGAAGAACCUCUACAAAGAUGUGAUGCAGGAAACUUUGAGGAACCUAGCCUCUAUAGGAAGCAGUUUGGAGCACCAUAUCAUUGAAAAUAUAUACCGAAAUUCCUGGAGGAAACUAAGUGGUCAAGUGGUGGAGGGACUUUAUGACUAUAAAGACGACCAUCAGUGCACAGAAAUCUUUGACUUCACUACACAUAGUAUUGUAAACCAGAACCCUUUUCCAGGAGUACAUAUAUGUGAAAACAGUGGAUGUGCCAGAGUAGUCAUUGGCCAUUUGUCUCUAAGCGUGCUCCUUAAACCUGACACAGAGCAUGAAUCCUAUGAAGAUCGGGAAUAUGGAAAAGAAUCGUACAACAGUAUGGAAUUUGGGGCUACCUCCAGUUCUCUCCCGUCCUUUGAGCACUAUGGAAGUACUUACACUCUAGAGAGACUGUAUAAAAGUGAGAAUUGUAAUGAAGACUAUAGGUUUGGUCAAAAUCUUGAAAAGGCUUUGGCUGAAGAGAAGCCCUUUCAAUGUAAGCAAUGUGGCAAAGGUUUCAGUUCUUCAAGGUACUUCCGAAGGCAUGAGCGACGCCAUCGUGCAAAGAAAUCCUAUAUAUGUAAACAAUGUGGGAAAGCAUUUGCUUUUCCCACCUACCUACAAACACAUGAAAGAAUUCACACUGGGGAGAAGCCCUAUGUGUGUGUGCAGUGUGGGAAAACCUUUGCACAUUCUCGUUCCCUUAAAACCCAUAAAAGAACUCACAGUGUGAGGGACCUCUUUGUAUGCAAUUACUGUGGGAAAACCCUACGUCAUUAUAGUUCUCUUCAAAUUCAUACAAGAAUUCACACUGGAGAGAAACCUUAUGUAUGUAAACCAUGUGGCAAAGCCUUCAUUACUUACCGUUCCUUUCGAAUCCAUGAAAGAAUUCACACUGGAGAAACGCCUUACGAGUGUAAGCAGUGUGGGAACACUUUCAUGCGUUGGAUUCAACUACGAAAACAUGAAAUAAUUCACAGUGGUGUGAAACCCUAUGCUUGUAAGCUGUGUGGGAAAAGUUUUACUUGUUCUGGUUCCCUGAGAACGCACGAAAGAAUUCACACUGGCGAGAGGCCCUAUGUGUGUGACCAGUGUGGGUAUAGCUUUACUCGGUUGAAUUCCCUCUUAAGACAUAAAAUAACCCACACUGGUGAGAAGCCCUAUGUGUGUAAUCAUUGUGGGAAAACUUUUCCUCGUUCUGCUUCUCUUCAAAGACAUGUAAAAAUUCACACUGAGGAGAAACCCUUUGUAUGCAAGCAGUGUGGGGUUGCCUUCGCUACUUCCACUGACCUUCUAGAACAUGAACAAACUCACAUUGAUGAGAAACCUUACAUAUGUGAGCAAUGUGGGAACGCCUUUGUGCUUUGGAGUCAGUUUCAAAAACAUAAAGCACUUCACAGUGUCCCAGUUUCCUAUAUCUGUAAGCAGUGUGGGAAAAGCUUCACUUCUUCCAGGUCAUUGAAGACGCAUGAAAGGAUUCACACUGGGGAGAAGCCCUAUGAGUGUAAGCAGUGUGGCAAAACCUUCCUUUGGUCUUACUCCCUUCAAAGACAUGAAAAAACCCAUAGUGAUGGAAAGCCCCAUGUGUGCAAACAGUGCGGGCAGGCUUUCCCUUAUUACAGUCAUCUUCAAGUGCAUGAAAAAAUACACAUUGAUGAUGAGCCUUACAAUUGUAAGUACUGUGGGAAACCCUUCUUCACCUUGAACCAUUUGCAUAGACAUGAAGUACUUCACACUACCCUGGAUUCCAGUGUUUUUUAAUAAUAAAGAAAAAAAUGGCUUGGUAGCUUUGAAAGAAAUAAGCAAAACCACACUGGUGGGGGGAAUACUGGAUUUGUGCUAGCAAUUCAGAAAAACCUUUUGUUUUGUUUCAUUGAAACAAGCAUGAAGCGCCACAAUGGAGAGAAACGUUUUUUCAAAAAUCAAUGUGCAAAUGGCUUUUUGUGCUUCAAGUUCCUUGAAGUACAUGAAAGAGCAACAGGCCUGUGACUGCAAGUGAUGCAGUGAAGCCUUCUGAAAUCCCAGAUCAUGGAGGAUACAUGAGAAAGAGCACUCUAAAGAAACUUUUUACUUGUAUAUGUGGUGUUGUAAAUAACCCUUCACUUCUUCCCCAUUCCCCCGGAACACAUGGAAGGAGUCACUCUGGAGAGAAACCCUUCACAUAUAAGCAAUCGUGGAUAGUCUUCAGUUAUCAUCACUUCCUCUCACAGACAUGAAAGAACCUACUGUAAAGAAAUCUUAGAAAUAGGACUUGUGAACUCUUCAUUGUCAUCCUGAUAGCACUCACAAGAAUGGACAUGGGGAGAAUUCAUAUCAAUGGAGAACCGAUAUGAACACCACUUGGUUAAAGUAACAGAUAAGGAAAGAACCUGAUAUGAAGUGCUGAUUUGCUUGAAAGAGAUUUCAUUUGGCACACAUGGAAACACACACCAGAUGAAAACCUUUGCUGUUGAAAAACAUUAGGAAGUCUAGAGCAGUAGUGACUAUAGGAAAAGUCCCUUGAGAUCUUUUCAUGUUUAAUCUGAUGUCAGAGUUAUGAAGGACUGGACAUACUAGGGUUUUGUUUUGUUUUGUUUUUUUGUUUUCUUUCUUGUAGCAUGCUCCAGGAAAUGCAUACUCUGAAGAGAAUGUUAUCAGUACAGGAUUUUGUAUUUAUUGGGAAAUUUCAGAGGCACAUAGGGGUGGCUUAGCCUUUGAGAGCAUUUGCUGCUCUUCCAAAGGACCUGCACUUGUUUUUCGUUACCAGAUCACAGGGCUGGCGACUGCAUGUGACUCCCGUUCCAGGCGAUCCAGUUCUUCUCACACACCUGACAUAGAUUCACAUAAGAGUAAAAUUUAAGUUUUUCUCAACCUCCCCUCCCCCAGGAAAGCUAUUGCUGUGUAUCCCAGGUUUAUCUGGAACUGGUAAUCUUCCAACUUCUAACUCUUGAAUGUUUAAUGAAAGGUGUCUGCAUCCAUAUUCACCAUCAUUAACUCCUGUUUCAGAGUUCAUCUCUUGACUGGUUUCUAAAUUUUAAAAGUAAGCCUAGAGCAAGGGCAUUGUGUAAUAUGGAUUGCAGCUUAAACCUAGGAACUGGAGACCAGUAAGACCUACAUAUGAAAAAACUAGAAAGUGGAUUUUAUUAAAUUAUUUUGUGAGGUUUCUUAAAGCAAUCAUUUAUUAGUUUAAUGAGUGGUGUCUUUUUGUAUCAAUUAAGGUAGGUGCUUUUAUUGUAAAUUAUGUUGGAUUUGUUGGUGAAUUGAUACUUGAAAUGUGCCAGUCCUCAUAAAUAUCUUUAAAAAGCAUUUUAGUAUUUAUGUAUGUCUGAGUUUGAGAGAGAAAGACAUAAGAGAGUAGGUUUGUACCAGUGGAAGCCUGAAGACAAUGUAUCUUUUGAGCUAGCAGUACAAAUAUCUGUGACAUGCUUGAUGUGUGUGGUGGAAUCUAAAUCCUAAUCAUCAUGAUAGAGCAGUAAAUACUCUUAACUGCCGAGCCAUCCCUCAUGCCCCUGCAUAAAUGUCUUCUUUUUCAAUCAUGUUUAAUGGGUUAAAAAUAUGACUUUGUGAAUAUCGGAAUAGUGCUAUUAUUUUCAUGUGGCUGAUUUUGAGUAUAGUCUUAUUUUUCAUGAAAAAAAAAAACACUUGAGUGUACAAAUGUGUAUUUCGAACAUUGUUUAUGUGUUGAUGGUAUGGUUUAUGUGUUGGUGGUGUUCACAAGGUGAACAAAGUAAUAUAUUGGGUGUCUUAUUCUGUUGCUAUAUUAUUCCCCCAAGACAGGUCUCACAGAUCCUAGAGCUGAGCAGUCAGCUAGGAAAACCCAGCAUUUCCUGUCUUCACUCCCUGUGGUGCUGGGUGUACAGACACAGUCAUUCCCAGAUUUUUGUUGACAGGGAAUAACGCUCGAGUCCUCAUGAGUGCACAGCAAGUGCUUUUACCUUCUCAGCAACCUUCUCAGGCCUAAACUGCUUUCAAAUUGAUUUUGUCUCUUGUGUUUCUGUUUCUCUGUGAUGUGUUCUCAUAAUCUUUGAGUACUUGUUCUUUCAACUUUGAAGUAUUUUCAAAAUACUUUUAGAAUAGAAAGUUCUAGGAUGUGUUUAGUUUUGUUUUUCCUAUUCAGAAGGUAGGAAUAAGAGUAUUGUAAUCAUAGAUCAGAGCACUUUUCCAAGUUGGCUUAGUUUUUACUUAUUUCAUACAUGUAUACAAUAAAAGACGAUCGUAUGUACCCACUAUUUCUCCUUCCAACUCUCCCUGUAUUCUCCCUAAUGCCCCUCUUUUAUGUCUUUUUAAAUAACCCAUUAGGUCUGGUUAGUCUAUACAUGCAUGGGUAUGGGACCACCCGCUGUAGGAUGGGUGACCUACCAGUAGUUCCAUCUUUGCAAAUGAUUCUCCACACCCCAGCAGCCAUUCACUGCCAGUAGCUUCUCAGUAAGUGGUGGGGCCUGGAGAUAACCUGUCUACCCAUUUAUACUGGGAUUUUUGGCUUGCUUAAUUUUAUAGGUCUUGUGCAUGCAGCCACAGUUGCUAUGAGUUCCUGAUUCUAGUAACCAUGUCAAAAAAAGAAAAAAGCCAGCAUUUCACAGCAAUCCUCCCCAACCUUUAGUUCUUGCCUUCUUGUUGCUUCUUCUUUGGCUUUCCCUGAGCCUUGGCGGUGGUAGUAAUUAAUAGCUGUCUCAUUUAAAGGUGAACAUUCAGUAUGUCUUAGCACUUUGGUCAGCUAUGCAUCUCUCCACUGACAGCUGUUCACUGUAGAAGGAAGCUGCUCUGACCAAAGUUGAGAGUAGCCAGUGUCUGUUGGUGCCAAGAGCUGAGUAGAUGGCAGAAACCUGGGGGGGUGGGGUUGGAGAUGAUGUCAUGCUACAUAGCCUUGGAACUCUAUAUAGGCCAGGCUGUUGUCAACUUGUGUUUAGUUUUGUUUUAUGUCAUGAACUAUUAUCAUAUCUAUGUGAUUAUGGAAUUUCACUGUAUGAAUUUUGUUUUCUUGUAUAUUUCAUUCUCAUUGUAAUUUCUCUAGUAAUUAUACUAAAGGAUAUAUUGGUAUUACUGCCUUCUUGCCAAAAACUAUGUUCAAUAAAUUCUACUAACUCUCUCCAUACAUGACAAGUGAGUGGCUCAUCUGUAAAAGCAUUCUCCAUAGAGUUUCUGACAGGACUGGUGUUUUAUUUUGGGGGUCUUACAAGGAUUGAUUCUGUAGUUAGAUGUCCCCCAAUUUGGAUGCACUGGGGGGCAAAUGUAAUUCUGCUCUUGUAAUCACAGUAGUAGUUACCCAGAAGAUAAAGGGGGAUGCAAUUCAUGUGCUAGCCAGUCCAUCAGAGAGUAGAAGGUACUUUGAUGAUUCAGAAUGUUUUACGGUUUUUCAGCUUACAGAUGUUCUUAUGGAGUGCCCUUCUGUUAUAGUCAUUAAGGAACAUUUCUCAUUGGUGGAGACUUGCAGCAUGUCCUUCAGUGGCAGAAAAUGUGGUCUUGCUGUGUGAGGUGAACUAGUGUUUGGAUUAUUUUUGCAUUUCUUAGUUUCUAUGUAAACACUAAUGUUUAAUCUGAUGGAUGCAGUUAUCCACCUAUAUAGGUUUCCAUGGGAGUACAUUAUGAUAAGCCCAUAGUAAAGUGAAAAAUAUAAGAAAAGCACUUUAUGCUCAACCUGUUGAUCAUCAAACCUUAACCUAGCCUAUACCAACAUUUUUGGGCCCACUUAUAUUUUCCUAAAGUUGGCAAAAGUUUCUUUUUCUUCAUGUUUAAGUUUUUUAAUGUUUUAAAAUUGUUAGUGUGUAUGUUGACAUACUUAAGGUUUUGUCGUGACAUUAUGACCCAGGUUUCCAUGUACUUUAGCCAUAAGCACUGUCCCUUGUUCCCUUCCUUCUCCCCAGUGGUCCCAUUCUCCCUAAUAAACUCACUUACAGUUUCAUCUUUCUUGUUCAUUAAAAAUCUGGAUCCUGUUUUGUAUCCAGGGAGCACCAUUUGGGGCUGAGUAACCAUUUAUGUGAUGGUUCUUAGUUCCAUCCAUUGUCUGUCAAGUUUCCUGUUAAGUUCUCGGUGAGCUAGUACAGUCUACAUUUUAUGUAUGCCACAUUUUAAAAUUUUUAGUUUAUCUAUUGAUGGGCACUUUGGCUGAUUCUGUAAUUGAGUACUAUGAGUAGUAGUGUAUGAACGAGUAUACAAACAUGCAUGGUAUGAUUUGACUUAGAUCCCUUUUGCUACACAUUAAACAGUAGCAAAGUAGGACCAUAAAAUAGUUAUAUUUGGAGUUCUUGAUGAAAUACUACUAUUUUCCAGAGUGACCAUGCUAAGGUGCAUUUCCAGCCCUACAGUCUCAACAGCUUGUGUUUUAGUUUGGUUCCUUGAUAGCUAAUCACAUUGAGGUGAGCGUAAUUGUAUUGAGAAUUUUCAUGAUUUAUUGGCUAUUUGUACGUUGUUUGAGAACUGAUUGUUUCCCCAUGUAUAGAUUCGGUCACGUGUUGGUUUGUAGUGUGUGUGUGGGGGUGGCGUGUGGUGUGUUUUCUGUACAUUAAUCCCUUGAAAGAUGAAUGAGUAUCCAAAGAUAUUUUCCCCCAUUCUGUAGAUUUCUCUGACAGUUGUUUCCAUUUUCUGUGUAAAAGUUCUUUAGCUUCUUGCAGUGACUAAAUCCCAUUUAUACCCUGGGGUUUUUUGUUUGUGUGUCUUUAACAUUGCUUCUUGCUAUGGAGACCUGACUGGUCUGGAGCUUGCUGCCCACGCCAGGUUGGCAUCUAAUUUACAGCAGUCUUCCUGCCUCUGGUUCCUGGGCGUUAACAUUGUAAUCAUGGGCCUUUAAGGCCCAUUUCCUAUUUGCCAUUCUUCCUGUAAAUUAUUAGAUUCAGAAUGCCAUUAUCUGUGCCCCUAGCUUCAUGUAUUCUUUAGAUUUUCCUCUAUGAAUUUCAGAUUUUUUAGACCUAUGUUAAGGUCUUUGGUUCAGUUUGAGUGGCUUUUGUACAGAAUAAUAGAGGGAUUUAGGGAUGUUCUUGUAUAUAUGGUUCUGUUUUCCUUGUUGAAGAGGCCAUUCAUUAUACUGUACAUGGUUUGGAUGCCUUUGCUGAAGUCAGAAGGCUGUGGCUACCUGGUUGUUCUGGGACUGAGCUCUUCCAUUGCUCUAUGUGUCUGUUUUUAAGUUACGCUGUUUCACUAUGGUUUUAUAGCAUAAUUAGCUGAGUGUUGUGAUAACUCUAGCUAACAUUGCUCUUUUUGCUCAUUGUUGCUUUGACUAUUUGGGGUAUUUUGGCUUUCUUACAAUUAUAGGAUUGUGUUUUGUAUUAUUGUAAAUAAUGGCAUUGGAGCUUUGAUGACGAUGAAGAACACUUUACACUUUUUCAUAUAAUAACGGUGCUGAUUUGUGAGCAUAGGAGUGUUUUCCGUUUUCCAGAGCCUUCAGUUCUUCAGUGUUUUUAAAUUGUCAUUAUAUUUUCCUUUCACUGGCUUGACUACCUAUAUUCAUAGGUGAAUUUGACUUUUUGUCUUGUAACUUGUUUCCUUGGCUUUUGGAAGAUGAUUUUUUUCUUGAUUAUUUUAUCACCAUUUCCAUUGUCAUAUAAACGGUUACUGAUUUUUCUAUGCUGACUUUAUUGUACUAGUUUGCUGAAGUAAUGAUCAGAUGCAGAGUCUUUUGGUGUGGCGUUUUGGGCUAGAGAGAUGACUCAGCAGUUAAGAGCCCUGGCUCAUCUUGUAGAGGCUGGGGGCCUGCACCUACAUGGUAGCUUACAAUUGUAACUCCAGUUCCAUGGAACCCAGCUCCCUUUUCUAGUCUCUGGGCACUAGACGCACAUGGUAUACAGACAUGCAUGCAGGCAAAGCACCCAUGCAGUAUAAUAAUAGUUUUUUAGAAGAUGAUCAUAUUGUCUGCAAAUAAGAGAUUUGACUUCAUUUCACUUCCUUUUUUCUUUCCUCAUGUUCAGGGUGAACUGAGGAGCUUGUGAGUGGCAGGCAGGUGCUGGACCACUGAUGGAUGGAUCCCUUUCCUUUCUUUUCUCUUACUUCUCCAGUUGAGAAUUCAAGAGAUGCAUAUAGCAGUAUAGAGAAGGUGGACUCCUUUGUGUUAUUCCUGAUUGGUAAAAUUGUCUUAGUUUUCCUGUCUGGUAUAAUCUUGGCUGUAGUUUUGGCAUUUUUAACUUGUUACAGUGACUUGUGUUCCUUUUCAGAGUUUCUUCAGGACUUUAUUAUCAAGGAACAUAGAACUUUGGACAAAGUCCACUGCUCCAUAUAUUGAGGUGAUCAGGGAAUUUCAGUCCUUGAACAUCAAUGUUUUCUAUUACAUUUAUUGAUUUCUAUCUGUGGAAACAUGCUUAUAUAUGAGAAAUGAAAUCACCCUGAUCAUAGCUUGUGGUAUUUUUAAUACAUUGAGUUUGUUUUAAAAUAUAAUUUUGUGUUGUGUGUGGGGGUGUUUUGUUUUGUCGUUUGGUUGGGUUUUUUGGUCUGUUUUCAUCAAGGGAAUUUGUGUGUGUGUGUGUGUGUGUGUUUCUGUAUUGUUGAGUUCUUCAUGGUUUUGCUAUCAGGGUAAUACUACCUUCCAAGAAUAAAGUAGUGUUUCUCCCCCUUAUGUUUGGUGAAAUAGUUUAGGAAGCUUGGUUGAAUUCAGUAGUGAAUUCAUCAAGUCCUAAGCUUUCCUUUUGGGGACAAAAUUCAUUUCUAGCUUAGUUAUGUUGUCCUUUUACAUUGCUCACAUUCCCUUGAUUUAUUUUUCUUCAUCAGUUCAUUUUAUUUUGCUAUUGAUUGAAAAUUAUAUACAUGCAUAUAAUGCAUUUUGAUCAAGCCUACCUACCUUCCUUUCCUUCUAAUUCUAUUCUUCCAACACUUUUCCCUCUCCAUUUCAUGUGUUCUCUUCUAUUUCUAACCUAUAGAGCUUCCUUAAUGCUGCCAGUGUGUACAUGGGUGCAGGGCCAUUCCUACCGUGGCAUGAAUAGCCUCUCUAAAGAAAACUAAAACUUCAUCUCCAGCAGUCAUCAAUUGCCAGUAGCUACUCAGGAGUGGGGCUUUCUGAACCCCUCCCUCUAUGCUGGGAUUCUUGUCUGGAUUGAUCUUGUGUAUGCAGUUAAUAUGUUCAACUGUACUGUUGUGUCCAGAACACACUGUUUGACUAUAAUAAUCUACUGGCUCUUAGUCUUUCUGCUCCUUCUUCCAUAGUGAUCCCUGGUUCUGAGAGAAGGGAUUUGAUAUAGAUGUCCUGUUUAGGACUGAGCCCUCCAAAAUCUCUUUAUUUUCUGCGUGCUGACUAGUUGUAAGUCUGUUAAUUGCUGUCUACUGCGAAAAACAAAAUCCAGUUUCAUGUUGAAGGUUGAGAUAGAUAAAUGUAUCUAUGAGUGUUAAGAUACCCAAAGGAGUUGGUUUUAGCACGAUGUCAUUUUAACAGAAUAAUAGUAGAUUAGUAGAAAGUUCUCCACAUUAAGGGGCUGGGCAUGAGUUCCAUCUUGUGGAGUGUGUGGAAUGGGCCUUAAGCCUAGUCAAAAAGUUGUUGGUUAUUCCCACAACAUUCAUGCCAUACCCAUGGUCAUAUCUUGUCAGACUGAUGGUCAUUUGUAGAUCAGCGGGUUCUCAGCUGGGUACACUUGCCGUAUAAUCUGUAGCGGCACAGAUUAAGAUGUUAAAUUAAACAUAAUUAAACUAGGUUAAAUAUAUGUUAAUUUUAUUCGGGGAGAAGUCACUUACAUAAGAAACCAAUGACCGGCAAAUUCUAGCUCCAAGGAUCCAGGCUGUUCUCCAUGACCCAACCGGAACCAAGAGAGAGCAAACCUGUCCCAGACCCCAGACCAAAUACCACAAGCCCACAUAUACACCUGUGACCACGCCCAUUUGGUGAGACUAGUUGGAUCUCUCACUACAAUAGUCUUCUCCCCUGGUGGUAGGAACAGCACCUUCCAGUACCAUGAGAGCCAGCCAAUGGGAUGAAGCCUCUAGGUUAGUAUAAACUUGACUUCUUCGUGUUCUGUGACUCAGUAUGCAGUGUCUUUAGUAAUAGGGUCUUACCAUCAAGUUCUAUGUGGUAACCAAGGACAAUAGCAAUAGUUUAUAAUAUUGGGGGCAUCUAUGGGACUUCAUCUCUUCACUUAAAAUUUCAAAAGUAUCUUGAAAUGGUUGUUCUUGAUUUUCCAGUUUAUUGUGAAAGUAUUAAAGUAUCCUCAAAUCGUUAUCUGGAUUUUAUUUACUGUGUAUUAUAAUGUCUCUCUCUUUCCAACUCUAACUUUAUUCAUAUGAAUAAAAUGUAAGAUAAUAAACAAUGAAGUACUUAAAGUUUUGUAAAUAUUAUGACUGCCUGAAAGUUGUGUAGGAAGCAUCUGUAGGGUUGAAUUGUUUUUGUCUUUUUUUUUUUUUUUUUUUUUUUUUUUUUUUUUUUUUUGAGUGACCACCCUUUCUCAGUGUACUUUUUGGUGAUGCAACUGACUUUGAGUCACGCAUACGCCUGUAAGUAACCCCUCAUUCAUACUCCUGUAAGUAAAUCUCAAUAAAAUCAUUGUUCUCCAA